Messenger RNA from Symbiodinium sp. CCMP2592, 1800 nucleotides. Lineage: Eukaryota; Dinophyceae; Suessiales; Symbiodiniaceae. The record is from the annotation of a GenBank genome assembly.
AUGGAGGUACUUCCGAACGCCAUGGAUGGUCAAGCAGAUCGAUUGGACGAGGCAAUGAACGUCUUGUCCCAUCUGCUGGUCGAUCUCGAGUCAGAGCUCAAAGACAUUGCAAAGAACGAUGCAACGAAACUGCCUCCGAUACCGUCGUCUGAAGGCCUCACCAACAAGUCGGGUCAGCUGGACAGCGCCCUGAACGUCUUGAAUGCACAGCUUAUCGAGCUGGAGAACGAGCUGCAGAAGGACGGCUUUGCACCAAGUAUUGGCGACGGGAAGCUCGAGGAGACCAAGGAAGCCAAGAUUCAAGCUUCGAACCAAGGUGAGAAAGGGCAGACGCCAAAGCAGACCACCGAGGUGCUAGCAACGCCAUUGAAUGGGGUGCCUACAAUGCUCUUGCGCACACAGCCCGGGCAGCCGCAGCUACCCACUGGAGUCGCCAAGGCGCUUCCGGGUGCUCCUGUCAUGGCACAGAUGCCCUUGGGCUGGAGGCUCCCCGAGCAGAGGUUGCCUCAGGCACCUCCACAGCAGUUUCAGCCGCGGACAUCACCCCGCCCCAGCAGACUGUCCCAGGAGCCAGCGGGGCAGAAGCUCGCUGUAGCGCCACCUCAGGUUGCGUCCGGUGCAGCCAUGGCUUCUGCAGCGAUGUCUGCCACGGCAAACAUGACGCCGUCAACUGCACCAGUGCUGACAUAUUCUGGUCGGGCCAUUAGCCCGGCUCCGGUUGGCACAGGCAAAGCAAGGCAGCCUGCGACACCACCGCCUUUGGUGCUCUCGGGUUCGGCGUUCCGAUCGCCUUCGGAAGGGCGCAUUGGUGCCUUCCGACCUGAGCUGGCGAAGUCUCCCAUGCAGAGGCAGCAUCCAGAUGGAUGGCGGUCCCCGGCCGCGCUGCCAACUGCUCCUUCGGCGUUUCCCAUGUGCCGAUCCACGCCCUCACCUCGGCCAAGUGUCGGCCAAGGCUUCGGAAACUCCCCCGCUGGCGCUCGUCUCGCCUCGACGCAUGGCCAUGCGAGGUCCUCAUGGCGCUCGCCGUCAGAAGGCCGCAUCGGGAGCGGACCACCCUGGGGCCCCGCAGACGGGGCGUGUCAGACACGGACUCCACGCUUUGACAUGGCGGCGCAAUCACCCAUGCGGAGGCAAGCUGGUGAAGGAGCCCCCUCUCCAGCACCAUUGCCGCACUCUUUCACCAUCUGUCGGUCGACGGGUUCGCUCACAAGCUCGAACCCGUCCUUCUACAUGAGCGCGAUGGGCGGAGGGGGUUUCAACCAAGCAGCUGUGCCGGCUGCCACCUACAUCGUGGACCUUGCCGACCCCGUGGAUCAGCUCUUGGGCAAUGCCCUUCGCAUGUUGGACGCGGCUGCAGCGUCCAAGCUCACCUUGCGCCGUCUCUCCCCGGGCCGCUAUGAGAUCGACGGGCGACGGGUCACCCUCCGUUGGGAACAGGGCGGCACUGGGCUUGUUGUUAUCGAAGAUGAGGUCUUGGAUGCGCGUGGCUCCGCGAUGCCGCUAGUAGCUUAUUUGAAGUCGGCUGGCAACGUGGCUGCCUCGCUCAGUGGCCAGCGCGCCGAUAUGCCAAAGAUCGCACGGGUGCCAAAGGCCCAGCGUCUGACCUUUGACGACGACGCACCCGCAGAGCAGAACCUGGCGUCACAGAUCGAGAAACUGGGAAGUGAGCGAUGCGAGUCCAUGCGUCUGGCGGUGGAACAAGCGAGGCUCAGGGAGGAGGCUGCCGAGAAGUACGAGAAGCAAAAUCGCAGCCAUGUGCUGCCUCCACCUCCACCUCAGAUACCGCCGAUGCGUUUAUGA